GCCUUCUUGGUUCUGACGUUUUCUUCACAGAAGAAAGUGCAGUAAAUCCUCUUUAUGAUCAAUAUUGCCGCCUCAUAAAUGGGAUCCUAAGAUGAAUGGGAGGGGUUGGACACUAAAAUGUCACGAGGCAUUGAAAACAGAUUUACUCACAGAAAUGCACAGGAAUUUCUCCUCGAAUCUUCUGAACGUCUGACAGAUCUGUGUUACAUUAUAUCAAUGGUGUGUCGAGUGGUUCCGGGUCGGCUGAGACAGAUUGAUGCCGGGGCGGGCCAAGUGGUCGGGGUGUCCGACAACAAUCAGGUCUACAGUCUGCAACAGGAUGCAUGGAACAGGCUGCCCGGUGCCCUCAUACACGUCAGCGUGGGACCGGCAGGGCUCUGGGGAACCAGCCGAAGCAAUGAAAUCUUCAAGCUUGUGUCUGGAAAUUGGACCAAGGUUCCAGGGCACCUUAAACAGCUAGAUGCUGGAGGAGACCAGAUCAUUGCAGGUGUCAAUGGGGCAGACAACAUUUACUGCCUUGGGAGGGACUCAACCGUUGGAUUCAAAGGAGCAGGCAGCUCCGUAUCGUGGCAGAACCUUCCUGGAUCGCUGAAAUACUACAGCUGUGGCCCCAUUGGCUGCUGGGGUGUCAAUGCGAACAACAAUGUCUAUAUGAUGAAGGGGGUAAACCCUGUCGGGUGUGGGGGCACCAUGAGUUGGACGCAUGUGUCCGGCUCCUUGUCCAUGAUAGAGGUGGGAUCGGAUGGAAGCAUCUAUGGAGUUAGCCCAGGAGGCUACAUCUACCGCAGGGAGGGUGUGACGGAAUGUAACCCCACAGGGACCCUGUGGACUCCAGUAGGGGGCGGUAGCAGGUACAGACAUGUGUCAUACGACUUGGGGCAUCUAUGGGCUAUUCGUCAGGAUGGGACCAUUUUGGAUUGUGUUUAAUAACUAUUAACUAUGAACUAUUUGCAAGUUCAUUAUUUUGUAACAUUGCAUUGUUCUUCAAAUUCUGAAAGACACUGAAUAUGCCUCAUUAUUGAAUUUAUGGUUGAUUUAAAAAGAUGUCUUUGAAAAUGUAUAGGUGUUACAGAAAAUGUUACAAAUGAUUCCCAUAAAAUGUUUUGCUCGGGAACAAAUGAAAAUAUUUCUGUUUGUAACACCUUCCACAGUGUUGUAAUACAAAUAUGUGUAAUGCAGAUAUAUACAUCUGCUUUUUAUGGUAAGAAUGCAGAUAUAUACAGAUAUAAACAUGUGUUUUUAAUGGUUU
Clupea harengus (Atlantic herring) is the source of this 1249-nucleotide messenger RNA. RefSeq names its product fish-egg lectin-like. Lineage: Eukaryota; Metazoa; Chordata; Actinopteri; Clupeiformes; Clupeidae. The record is from RefSeq and is a predicted model, not a curated record.